This is a messenger RNA of Dictyostelium discoideum AX4, 1170 nucleotides long. Lineage: Eukaryota; Evosea; Eumycetozoa; Dictyosteliales; Dictyosteliaceae. The record is from the annotation of a RefSeq genome assembly.
AUGAGAUUAGUUAAAAAAAAUGUAGUAAUAAAUGGAAUUUAUGAAGCAGGCGUAAGAUAUCCAGAACCCGCAAAUAUUAGUUAUUUAUGGAAUUUUGGAUUUUUUUCGUUAAUUUGUUUAAUUAUACAAUUAGUAAGUGGAAUAUUAUUAGCAAUGCAUUAUUCGGCACAUGUCGAUUUAGCUUUUAAUAGUAUCGAGAGAUUAGUAAGAGAAGUAGAUUAUGGCUGGUUAUUAAGAUAUAUUCAUGCCAAUGGAGCUUCUUUCUUCUUUAUAGUAGUUUAUAUCCAUAUGUUAAGAGGUUUAUAUUUUGGAUCAUACCAAAAACCAAAUGCAAUGUUAUGGGUAAGUGGAGUAGUAAUUUUUUUAUUAUUAAUUAUUACUGGAUUUUUAGGUUAUGUAUUACCUUGGGGUCAAAUGAGUUAUUGGGCAGCAACAGUAAUUACAAAUCUAGUAACAGUAUUACCAGUAAUUGGAGAAGAUAUCGUAAUAUGGUUAUGGGGAGGAUUUAAUGUAGAUAAUCCUACAUUAAAUAGAUUUUUCUCAUUACAUUAUUUAUGUCCAUUUAUAAUCGUAGGAUUAGUUGGAUUACAUAUUAUAUUUUUACGAGAAAAUGGUUCAACAAAUCCAUUAGGAGUAAAAUCACAUGUAGACCAAAUUCCUUUUACACCUUAUUUUACAAUAAAAGAUUUAUUUUCAUUUAUGAUCUUUUUAGUAUUAUUUUUUACAUUUGUAUUCUUUGCACCAAAUUAUUUAGGUCAUCCAGAUAAUUAUUUAAUGGCAGAUUCAAAUGUAACCCCAGCACAUAUUGUACCUGAAUGGUAUUUAUUACCAUUUUAUGCAAUGUUAAGAUCUAUUCCUAAUAAAGUCUUAGGAGUAUUAGCAUUAGUCUUAGCGAUUGUAGUAUUAGCAUUUUUACCAUUCUUAACUAUAGCAGAAGUAAGAAGUUCAUAUUUUAGAAAAAUCCAUAAACAUUUAUUUUGGAGUUUCUUAGCACUAUGUUUCUUUUUAGGAUUUUUAGGAUCGCAACCAGCGGCUGCUCCUUAUUUAAUCUGCGGUUUAUAUAGUACAAUUGCCUAUUUUAUAUAUAUCUUAGUAUUAUUUCCUUGUAUUUAUAUAGUGGAAAAAAUGAUUAUUAAAACAAUAAUGAAAACAACGGUAAAAAAAGCAUAG